ACUUCAUCAAAACUAUAUGGUUUUGGAUUCUUCUUUCGUCUGGAGGCAUGCGACAAAAACAUGAAUUUAUAAAUUUAUGGUAAAAACGGAAUAAGUCAUUAAUGUGUAAAUAUCAGUCUGUGAGUGAAGUAGGCUAUUCCUUUCAGAUGACGAAAAAUUAAUCAUCAAUUGCUGUACACAAUUGUGAAAUCAAUCGUUGCUUAAGGAGGGAGUGGCAAAUUCUGUUCUCUACACCACCAUCUCCGAAACACCUAUCAAUCUGACACAACAGGUACAGAGGUAACGGAAACUAACGAGGCAUUCAUACAUCUCUCAGACAUAUCCUGAUGGAGCCAGCAGGUCAUUCAGAGAAGAGUCUGAUGAAAGAUGACAACAAUCCAAAUCAUGUUCCAGCAAAGUGUGACAAGAGAGGGCAGUGGGCCAACAAGAGGGAGUUCAUAUUGUCAGUGAUGGGACAAAUCAUUGGUCUGGGCAAUGUUUGGAGAUUUCCAUAUCUUUGCUUCAAAAAUGGAGGAGGAGCUUUCUUGGUUCCUUAUGGUUUGUUCCUGCUCACCUGUGGGAUCCCCCUCUUCUUUCUGGAGGUCUCUCUGGGACAGUUAACUGGUCAGGGUGGAAUCACCUGUUGGAGGAAAAUAUGUCCUUUAUUUGAAGGUUUAGGCUAUGGCAGUCAAUUAAUAUUGUUUUACGGUGAGGUGUAUUAUAUCAUCAUUCUUGCUUGGGCCCUCCUUUACUUCUUCUCCUCCUUCCACACUGUACUCCCCUGGGCCAGCUGUAAUAACACCUGGAACACAGAGAACUGCAUUGAUUGCAGUCAGAAUGAUUCAGUUCAUGGCCAGAUCAAUGAAAAUGCAACAUCUUCAGUUGAAGAAUUCUGGCGGAGGAGAGUUCUGGGUUUGUCUGGAGGGAUUGAGGAGAUGGGUAGUAUCCGCUGGGACCUGGCUGGAUACCUUCUGCUGAGCUGGAUCAUCUGUUACUUCUGUGUCUGGAAAGGAGUCAAGACAUCAGGAAAGGUCGUCUACAUCACAGCCAUUUUUCCCUACAUGAUGUUGAUUGUGUUACUGAUCCGCGGUCUGACACUGCCAGGAGCUGUAGAUGGAAUUCGAUUUUACCUUUUUCCUGAUCCGACCCGUCUGACUGAUUCUCAGGUGUGGAUGGAUGCUGGGAACCAAAUACUUUACUCCUAUGCUGUCUGCCUUGGCUGUUUGCCAGCUUUGGGAAGCUACAACAAAUACCACAACAACUGCUACAAAGACACUUUUUUCCUGUGCACACUGAACAGUCUAACCAGCUUUGUUGCUGGCUUUGCAGUCUUCUCUGUCCUCGGCUUCAUGUCCUUUGAGUUGGGUGUUGACAUCUCAACUGUGGCUGAAUCAGGUCCUGGCCUGGCAUUUAUUGCCUACCCUCGGGCCGUAGCCAUGAUGCCUUUACCCCAACUCUGGGCUGUCUUCUUCUUCAUGAUGAUAAUCUUUCUUGGAGUGGACAGUGAGUUUGUGUGUUUGGAAGGCUUGGUGACAGCCAUAUCAGACAUGUAUCCAUCCUUCUUUUUAACUGGUCAUCGACGUAAACUGCUUCUGCUGGUCAUCUGUGGUGUAUCUUUGAUUAUAGGCCUGUUUAUGGUGACUGAGGGAGGACUUUAUGUAUUUCUGCUGUUUGACUACUAUGCUUGCAGUGGAAUACCAAUCAUGCUUUUUGCCAUUCUGGAGUGCAUCUGUGUGGGAUGGAUAUUUGGUGCUGAUCGUUAUUACAACAAAAUAAAGGAUAUGAUUGGCUACUACCCCUCAUUGUAUAUGAAAUAUUGUUGGAGGUUCUUCACACCAUCUAUCUGUGUUGGAAUUUUGUUUUACUCGCUGAUCAAGUUCACUCAACUGAAAUACAACAACACCUAUCAGUACCCCUGGUGGGGCUAUGCCAUUGGGAUACUUCUUGCUUUCUCUUCAGCUCUGCUUGCUCCUCUGUGGUUUCUCUACAGUAUGGCAGUAACCCCAGGAACACUGAGACAGAGACUGAAAACUUUAUGCACUCCAGCAGCUGACCUGUGUAACGCUCCACUAAAGAAGACUCUCUACCCUGAAACACCUCUGUCUGAUACAGAGCUGCAUGAUUUAACUGAAAAACCUUAAGAUGUCAGUUCUGAAGAUGAGUCACCUGUAAUCAGACACAUCAGUGACCAAAGGCCUUACAUUUAAUUGUACAUAGUCAUUUGGUGAUUGGUGUUGGGGAGUGGGUAUGUUUGAGCCCAUUUAGUAUUUUUAUUGAGUUUCAUUUCUGCAUCGUCACACCCUGCUGGCUAGGCUACUAAAUAGAUAACCACGGGAUACUGAACCUCUAUUAAAAAGAGGUGAGGCCUACAGCCAGGGGAACAGUUUUUUGACCACAAGUGAUUUGAACGCAUCUAUACUGAUUCUUACACACAUUUACUGUGAAAGUCAUUGCUGUUGUUUAGUGAUAGUAAUAAGGGUAACAGUGCCUUGCCUAUGUUUUUGUUGCUAUAAAUGCCAUGAGGAAUUGGUUUAUUUGUUUUAAUUGGAACAUGCACCUGAACUCUGUCUCCACCAGUGAUGUCAUGAGAACCGAUACUUGCGUACCUUUCGAUACCAUGAUGAAAAACCCCCAGUGAUAUUCAUUUUUUUGAAAAAAAAAACAAAAAACGGAAGAAUACCAGGAGAAGAAUCAUUGCUAUGAC
This is a messenger RNA of Epinephelus fuscoguttatus (brown-marbled grouper), 2683 nucleotides long. Its product is annotated as sodium- and chloride-dependent GABA transporter 2-like. The transcript is spliced from 15 exons. Gene Ontology annotation, cellular component: membrane. Gene Ontology annotation, biological process: sodium ion transmembrane transport. Bases 327 to 2120 code for a protein of 597 amino acids. Lineage: Eukaryota; Metazoa; Chordata; Actinopteri; Perciformes; Serranidae. The record is from RefSeq and is a predicted model, not a curated record.